This is a messenger RNA of Schistocerca nitens (vagrant locust), 2080 nucleotides long. RefSeq names its product breast cancer metastasis-suppressor 1-like protein-A (gene Brms1). Gene Ontology annotation, cellular component: Sin3-type complex. Gene Ontology annotation, molecular function: histone deacetylase binding. The transcript is spliced from 6 exons. Gene Ontology annotation, biological process: negative regulation of transcription by RNA polymerase II. The record is from RefSeq and is a predicted model, not a curated record. Bases 111 to 965 code for a protein of 284 amino acids. Lineage: Eukaryota; Metazoa; Arthropoda; Insecta; Orthoptera; Acrididae.
GACAGCGACAGUUGAUAGUGUUUUGUUUGACGGCGUAUGUUUACUAAUAUUAGAAAGUGAUGCGUGAAGUUUUCUCAUGCACUUAAUUGUAAAAGAAGAAGUCGAGAACAAUGAAACGCGUGGUACAGGGUCAGGAUAAAAGUGCAAAGAUUAUUAAAGAAGAUCGGGAGGACAGUGAUGGAGAAGAGAUGGAACACGAGUCCGGAGAGACGGACAAGUCUAGCUCCACCAGCGAGACGAGUGAUGCGGCCACUGACACAGAUGACAGUUCAGAAAUGGAUGAAGAAGAGUGUGAAAGAAGACGAACUGAAUGCAUGGAAAACUUAGUAGAUCUUGAGAGGCAGUUUAGUCUCCUUCGUGAACAGCUGUACCGCGAGCGCGUCACGCAGGUGGACACGAAGCUGUCGGAGGUGCGCAGCGGGCGUGCCCAGGAGUACCUGCAGCCGUUGGAACAGCUACAGCAGAACAUGCGUGUGCGCACCGAGGUGGCGGGCAUCCUGCGCGAGCUGCGCCUCGCCAACAUCCAGAACAAGUUCGACGCCGAGGAGCUCGCCGCACAGCAAAACCUCGAGAGUGAGAAGUCACUCCUCUGGGACUCGAUCCAGAGUGACCUGGAGGAAAAAAUCCGCCGCCUAGAGGAAGACCGGAACAAUGUCGACAUCACCGCCGACUUGUGGCUCGUGGAGCAGUCGGCAUCAGCGGGUGGACUUACUGGCAGCGGUCGCAGUGGAUCGGGCAGCCGCCGGCACGGUUCGAGUGCCGGUGCCGACUGCGUGGGGGCUGGUGGGUGCGGCAACGGUGCGGGAGGUAGUGGCGGCAGUGGCUCAGGGUCGAGGCGGAAACCUGUGUCCGUGUCGGGUCCGUACGUCGUGUACAUGCUGCGAGACACGGACAUCCUGGAAGACUGGACGGCGAUCAAGAAGGCCCUCUCCGUGUCCAAAAGAAAGUCUGAAUUAUACAUCUGACGAAAGUGACGCACAUCACUGUGUGUGGGUGUGCCUUACGCUGCCAGCUGCACCUAUAUUCUCGGCGGUCUGCGCCGGCCGAGUGCUUUGCUCGUUUCUGGCCUCUUGCAAGUUACCGGAGGCUUUACUGACACUGUGCUCGUGCUGGCUGCUCGUACACUGAGGAAGUGUCCUCGGAGAAAUGCGAGAGUACAGUGUGGUUGCAGUUUCUCAAAAUGACAGUGUUCCGGUGCAGCUUUGCGUUCUGUGCUCUGCUCAGUCUUCUUCGCUGUUCUGUCACUCGUCCUCCCAGUGCCCGUGUGCAGAACAGUAUGACAGUUUCUGGACUUUUACAUUUGUUGCUUGUGACUUGCUGGAAAUGAAAUCCAGUGCUGGGAUAAAAGUACUAUUCUUCCAAUGAGGCUGUUAAGAAUGCAGGCCUGCCGGAAACACAACCACAGUGGCUGUUGCUAGAAUUUUGUCAAAACAGAGACUAAUGUGAUAGUACGAAGAACACAGUUAAUGAAAAGAAUAACAAUUGUAUUGCCCCUUCACUGGAAUAUUCACACUCCCCCCACUCUUGACGAGGAAUAUUAAAUAAAACAUUAUACUUCUUGUUGUAAUUUACGACACAAAUAGUAUAUUGAAACAAUAUUAUAAUUCCUCACAUUAAGAUUUCCUUACACACCAAAAUAGAAUUGGAUAUAGCUCUUUAAAAAUCACAACAGACCCUGUUUUCCUUCCAGCUGUCCCCAUAAGUCAGUAUUCCUUUUUCUUUCUCUUCGUCUUGACCAAUUGAUCUUCUAUUUCUCUGUGUCCACCCUAGUAAUGUGGGAAGUUGUGUCAUCCUUGUAUAGUAAUACUGCCACAUUACUGAAAACAGCAGGCAUUCCACUGCCCUAGGGCCAGGUUACUGUUCGGAUCAGAGUUUGCCUUAUUUUGAGCUUAUUGGACAGAGAUGAGAUUGAAACAAUCACACUAUAAAAUUGUUACUUCUCAAACAAUGAGAUAAUUGUUAAAAAUUGGGAAGUAUGAAACUCAGACCUGCAAGUUUUUCUUCUUGAGCACUCUUUGAUUUUUUUCGUACCCAUAGAACUUGAAGGUCAGUGCACAGACAUCAGUUUCCUAAAACAGUG